AUGGCGGAUUACUCGUUUGGAAUGCCUGAUGCCCCACCAUUUGAAUUUGAACUUAUGCCGUUCGAAAAUCCAUUCAAGCAUAAUUCACACGUCCUAAAUUCUACUUUGAGCAACUUUUUCAAUCAACGUAUUACCGACCAGUCCUCUUACAUUCCUGAGUCCACCGAGCUAAAUCUGCUGAAACUUGAUCAAAUACUUGAAGACAUCCGAGAUUUCGAUGAAUGGAAUCAUGCUGUAUUACGCAUUCUCAAGUCAGCGGGUCUCAAGUCCCUCGUGGACAUCGAUAUCCCACGUCCAGAACUGAACAGUGAUGUGGGAAUGCAAUGGGCAUUUACGUCCAGACAGGUGACUCACUGGCUCGCGUCUAGUAUCUCAGAAGACCUACUCCAUUUGCUAAGGCUUAGAGGAGCUGAAGCUGUCUUCGCUGAUGAAUUCAUGGCUCAAGUCAGAGAUCUCGUUCCAACUAGUGGCUUUGACGCUGAUUGCAUCAGGGUCAAAAGAUUAAAUCGUGUCAAUCCUCUGGACUUCCCGAAAACAGUGUACUUUGUACGAGCUUACGCGAGAGAAUUUCGUCGGGUCCGAGAAGCUGGCAUCAAUUUGUGCCCAUACGGGGCGCUUUUAACUGUGCUAUCUGCGAUACCUUUGCGCCAUAAAUCCAUUCUGUCAUCCAUCUACACUGAUAUGGAUCAUGAUGUAGCUUAUGCUACACUGCAUCGGUUCUCCUUGUCUGAAGUCGUCACUGUCUUCAGGUUCGAGCAAUACAUUGAGAAGAUCGUGCAGUUGCUCUACAGCUUUGAAGCAGAUCCGGUCGAUACGAUGCCUGGUGAGAAAAGAAAGCGGAGUCAUUCGGAGCCUUCUGUACAGCGAUCGUCAUUUCAGGUGGUUAUGCGGCAACGGAAGCCGUAG
This is a messenger RNA of Penicillium malachiteum, 906 nucleotides long. RefSeq lists its product as uncharacterized. The coding region runs from base 1 to 906 and encodes 301 amino acids. The record is from RefSeq and is a predicted model, not a curated record. NCBI's taxonomy places the organism in Eukaryota, Fungi, Ascomycota, Eurotiomycetes, Eurotiales, Aspergillaceae. The transcript has a single exon.